UGUAGCUCCUCCUCCCGACUCUGUCAGCGGCCCCAUCCUGAGAUUACGCAGGUCUGCAGUAGUCGGCGCCUCGGACAUGUUUAGCGGGCGUUAUGCAUCUGUUCUGCUGCUGAGGGUAAGGUUUAAUGGAAAAUACAAACAAUGAAAAAACAGCAACAGGUUUUCAAUGCGGCCACAGACUUUUGGACCCUAUAAAACGCGCAAGAUGGUCAAGAAGUUGGUAUCUGGGGGCAUUAUUACUGUGCAGACAUCCAAGCUGCGGGUGGGCAUGGAACCAGCUGGACACAGCUGGUGGAAAGAUUGUAUGUCAGAAAACAAGCUAGAUCCUUAUUUGUGAAGAACUGUGUCCUCAUUAUCUGCUGAUCAAUAAAUUGAGUCUUCACUGGGAUGUGAGGCUCGAAAUAAACAGAAACCCAGAGAAAUGGAGGGCGGAGGAUACAGGAGGAAUGGAAACUUCCCCAAGUUGCUUAUUUUGAAGCUGCAGUACUAAGGAGAAUAAUCAACACCCCUGGAGAGACCCUCUGAGAAAUCUUAGCAAUGGACUCUGCUCCACCCCUUCUCACUCAAGCUUUACUGCCUUCACAAUCCCCUCCUCUUUCUCAUGUGAACCCUUCUCCCCCUUCUCCAUCUGUUUCUCAACAAAUCAAUAUUUCUCAUGCAUUAUCUCAAUCUGCUUCCCCUUCUUCCCCAACAGCAUCUCAUAUUCACAUCUCACCCCCUCCCGAGUCUCCUUCAUCACCUCCUACUGUUUUUGUCCAUAAUGUCACUCUGCCCCUGCUCUCCCAAUGUUCACCUUCUAAAUCUUCACCUUUAGCGUGUAUCAGCCCUCCUGCUACUUCCCUUCCUCUCACUUCUCCUCCAGUUUCCCCAUUACCUGUUUCUCUCUGCCCCCCACCUGAGAAUCUUUCUCCUCAAAUGGUAACUUUCUGUCCCCUUCCUGUAGCUCCUAGCCCACCUUCCAUUGCACUGUCUCCCCCUCCACCAUCUGUUUCCCCUCCUCCUAUUUCUCCUACCCCUUCACCAAUUUCUCCCUGCCCUCCUGCAGACUCUUCUGCUCCUUCCUCACCUCCAAGCUCCCCUUGUGUUACAGUUAUUCCAACCUCACCGCAGAAUCAUGAUGCCUCACCAGUAUAUUCAUUACCACCAACUUCUCCCUCUCCUCCUCCAUCUUCCUUAUCUCCAUCUCAAGCCUCACCUUCUCCUCCUGCCCCUUCUUCCCUCCUUAGCCUUUCUUUUGCUGAUGAAGAACUGGACCUUCAACGUCAUUCCAAUGGUUUUUCUGAUGGCUCAAGUUCUAAGUCUCGUCAGUUCCCAUGUACAAUAUGUGGAAAGCAGUUUCGUUUUAUCAGCAUUUUAGCACUCCAUGCAAGCACGCACAAGGUGCGUGGGGCUCUAAACCAAGGUCGUGGAGGGCUCAAGAACUUUGAGACAAACUCCCAACAAAGGCCUCUAUUGCUUGAGCAGCAGCAUGAGAAAGAAUCUAAUUCUUCUGAUAUACAAAACUCACCACCAGAUGACAUUCAGGAACCAGUCCCUCUUUUGUCUAUACCUGCUCCUCUUCCAACACUACGCCACCCUUGUCCUUUCUGCAAAGGAAAAUUUCGCAAAGCUGCUGAACUGGAGCGUCACCUCAGAAUACUUCAUAGGCCUUAUAAGUGUCACCUGUGUGACUUUGCAGCAUCUCAGGAGGGUGAGCUGAUGGGACAUGUUGAAAGGAGACAUUCAGCACCCCAGCUACCCAAGAUUGUUCCGCCUUUACCUACCCCAAAGCCCACUCCAGCUCUGCCUCCUGCUGAGUUCAAAUGUGAGAUAUGUUCUCAGAGCUUCACUCAGUCCUGGUUCUUGAAGGGUCAUAUGCGCAAACAUAAGGAUUCCUUUGAUCAUCGUUGUUCAGUUUGUGGUCGAUGCUUCAAGGAGUCAUGGUUUUUGAAAAACCAUAUGAAGGUCCACCUUGGCAAAAUAAAAGGAGUCGGGGGUCAGGAACCAUCUGUGCAUCAACCAUCGCAAUCUUCUCAUGUCACCACUACAAAUUCUCCAUCAUCGUCCUCCUCUUCCAGGCUCCUGGGAUAUCAAAAUUUCUACUCUGGCCUCUUAUUGAGGUUACCUCCUCCUGGGGAUGCUACCUGUUCUCAAAUGCUUCAAGCUACAGCAAGAGCAGUGCAGAGUGGGGAUGGAGAUAAGGAUGGAGCAGGGGCAUCUGCUAGGGGUCAGGCAAUAAGUGCAACAAUCGGAGAAGCAACCUCUUCCAAGGUUAUGCUACCCCAGGGAUCAUCUGGAAUUGUCCUGAAAACAGUGGGUUUUCCAGAUAAGAAUGGAUGGAGCGUUAAUUCCUCCCAGGUAGAGAGACCACGUGGAUCAACUGGAAGAGACUGUCCUUUUUGCGCCAAAUCCUUCCGUUCUUCCCAUCACCUUAAGGUGCAUCUCCGUGUACACACAGGAGAGCGACCCUAUAAGUGUCCUCAUUGUUCAUAUGCUGGCACUCAGUCUGGGUCUCUGAAAUACCACCUGCAGAGACAUCACCGGGACUCCAAACUUGCUUCAGGUGUCCCCCUGAGGGGCAAGAAUCUUCAGCAAGGUGCAACCCAGCAAGAUCGACUACUUCCUAUGUCUACAGCUUGGGCCAAUGCUUGCACUGAUUUGCCCACAACUUGUGAAGAUGGAACCUCUCUACCCCUCCGUCUUCAUGUGACCGAAGGCCAGGGUCCUAGUGCAUUUCCUCGCAUGCCUGGCAGAGGAGGACAAAGGAGAAGGAGUCCCUCACAUCAGCCAACUAAUGGAAGACCAGAGCAUGAGCCUUUGGAUUUGUCUCAAGGAAACCCUUUUCACCGCUGCAUGUACUGUCCAUUUGUAACUUCUGUAGGAGAGCUAAUGAGCCUACAUCUCCAAGUACAUCAUGGGAGGAGAUCACGUAGAAAGGGAGGCUAUAUAAGAGGAAGACCCCGUCCUGUGAUUUCUCCACAGUCCCAAAGCCCUAGCCUGAGAGACAGCCCAGAGCCAUGUGAAAGCACUGAGUGAACUAAGAAUUAAAGGGCAGAUGGUAUGAGAAGUGCCCUGUAACUGCCCAAAAAUCCAUUGUCCACAUAAAAAGAGAGAUGAAACGUUUAAGCAUGAUGAAAUGUGAUGGUUAGAUAGAGAAGAUGUGAGGGCUUAUGAUGGAUAGAGAGGGGAGACAGCUAGAAAAUGAAAGGAGUGAUUGAGGAACAUAGAAAAUGGGUGAGUGGGUGUAACAGCUAGGAAUCGGUAGACUGUGGCAGAGACAGGAAAAAUGGAGGUAGAAUGUGAGAGAGCUGGGGAAGGUAUUGUAGGAAGAUAGCUGGACUUGAAAGGUAUAUUGCAGUUGAGAGAAAGAGACAGUUAGUGAUACCCUUUCCUGGGAGAGACAGUCAGUGACAGUGAGGACAAUAAGGUUAGCCGUCAAGAGAUAACUGAUUAUCAAAAUGACUGGCUCUCAAAGGUCACAAGCAAUAAAUGUGCGAUUGAAAUACAGUUUUAGAGAGUGGAUGCAGGCAAGACAUUGAAACCGCACUAGUGAAAGAGUACAGGAGGAUACAUUUCACUACUGCGGUAGAAUGCUGGCAACAUAUCCGUGGUAUGAGACAAAAGAACCAGCUAUAGAAAUAGGAUCACAGAAAGUUAGAGAUAGAAUGAGAAACACUAGACAUAGGGUUAAUAAAGGAUUAAUAGACAUGCUAGUAAUAAUGAUUAUUUUGCCCCAGAAAUAUCCUUUCUGGUUGUUGCUGAGACUUUAUUUUUGAUAUUAUAAUUUGGAUCUUUCUUCAGACCCAGCCGCCAGUAGACACCCCAAAACACAUGCUCCUUCUUCAACAUUCCCAAUGAUUUAGAAUUCUGCUGAAAGAAUACAU
Molecule: messenger RNA, 3863 nt
Organism: Bufo bufo (common toad)
Lineage: Eukaryota; Metazoa; Chordata; Amphibia; Anura; Bufonidae
Gene: ZNF219
Product: zinc finger protein 219
Exons: 7
Coding region: 538-3015 (825 amino acids)
Biological process (GO): regulation of DNA-templated transcription
Cellular component (GO): nucleus
Molecular function (GO): RNA polymerase II cis-regulatory region sequence-specific DNA binding; DNA-binding transcription factor activity, RNA polymerase II-specific
Source: RefSeq, a predicted model, not a curated record